AAUUUGAAUACGUCAAUAAUUUGUAUUUUGUGCAAUAUUUCAACAAUGGAGGAGAUAGAGGUGGUAUCUACAGUCUGUCUGGUCUUCACACUGUGCAUGUUUUCCGCAGGAAUCCCAGACUGCUGGAGGAUGUGGAGGACCAGAAGUACCCAGAAUGUUCCAUUUCUUCCCUUCCUGGUAACCUGCAUCAAUAAUCUGAUAUGGCUGUACUAUGGUUUGUGGCGACAAGACUCUACCCUGAUCAUAGUCAAUGCUGUUGGAGCACUUCUCCAGUCCAUCUGUAUGUUCACAUACAUGGUCACCUCUAAACAGAAGAGCAGGCCCAUGAGUCAGAUAGUUGUGGGUGUGGCUUUGCUGACCACCCUGUAUCUGUACCUCACUAUAGCCAUCACCAGUCACACUGUCCUUGUGGACCGACUGGGGUUGGCAGGAGCUGGCAUUACCAUACUCAUGUACACUUCUCCAAUGAUGGAAUUGGUCACUGUGAUAAGGACAAAGUCCACCAGGUCCAUCUCCAGGCCUCUGACAGUCGCCACAUUCUUUGCUUCAAGCCUGUGGUUUUACUAUGGCUAUCUCUUGCAAGAUCCUUAUGUCCAAGUUCCCAAUUUACCUGGGAUCAUUUCCAGCAUUGCCAGGUUCUUCCUCUUCUGGAGGUACCCAGGGGAAAAACUAGCUUGAUUUCUCAUGCAUGAGAACAUGGAAACAUCUAAAUUGUGGAAUAGCCACUACAUCAUAUUGAGUAUGGGAUGGAAAGGGCAAGAGUUGUUUCUCUCAGGGAUAAGAUUCUUGUUGUUUUUUGGGUGUUAUUUUGUCAAUUUGUGCAGUUUGCAGACAAAUUGUAACAUACAUUAGUGAUGACAUGGCAUUGGGCUAGUAGUGUCAUUUCUGUCAAUAUGUAACUUAAAAUUCAUUCCUUUUGUUGGACAACAGCUAUGAAUAGCCAUAAAUGAUUAUCAACUUUUGCUUUUCUCUUCACAGGAUGUGUAUUUUCUUUUAACAACUUGCAAUAAAUCACAAAUUUUAGAAUUAUCAUUAUCAAUUUUUACAGCAAAUCUAAUGUUACAUGUACAUUGUAUAUUUACAUAUGAAAAAUGUAGGCUAGGUAGACUAUUUUUUCCUUGAUGUUUCAUCAUUAGUAGUUUUAUGGAGUGUCCCAACCUCCAUGGUUGUCUUCUAAUUGGAAAAUGAACAGCUGUGGUUGCUCAUUUCCACCCAGGUUUACACGCCAGGGCCACGGCCUGUGAUUGGCCACAAGGCCUCCACACGCCCUCCUCUCACCCCCACCAGCCAAUCAUAGAGGUUGACAGUUGGAUCACAGUGCCCUGGGAUGAGCCAUACUUGGUCUCCUAUCUGGAAGAAGUACAAUAUGUACAUUCCAAUGUUUCAAACUGAGAUUUACAGUACUACAUGUAUUGUCUUAUAUGUACUUCAAUACUACAUCACUUACAAACAUGAUUGUAGAGGAGUUGGCUCUUCCUCAUUGUGACAACAUAUUUCCAUCACUCUCUAGUUCCCCCAGAGUCACUCUCAUCUGUAUUUGUCCACAUACAAUGUAUACUGCAAUUAUUAGCCUCAUGCCAGAAGGACAUAUUUUUAUACUUUCUAUAUCUAUGCCCACCUUAUAUGACCCCGGUGGUACCAGGACUCCAUGUUCAUCCCCUCCACAGUGGUACACAAUAUCAGUGUUGGGAUAAACCUGAGGAAUUGUGGAGCAAAUGAAAGGGAGGAAUAAAU
Messenger RNA from Branchiostoma belcheri (Belcher's lancelet), 1734 nucleotides. RefSeq names its product sugar transporter SWEET1-like. The coding region runs from base 46 to 678 and encodes 210 amino acids. Gene Ontology annotation, biological process: carbohydrate transport. The record is from RefSeq and is a predicted model, not a curated record. The transcript has 6 exons. Gene Ontology annotation, molecular function: sugar transmembrane transporter activity. Lineage: Eukaryota; Metazoa; Chordata; Leptocardii; Amphioxiformes; Branchiostomatidae. Gene Ontology annotation, cellular component: membrane.